Messenger RNA from Drosophila sulfurigaster albostrigata, 971 nucleotides. RefSeq lists its product as uncharacterized. The transcript has a single exon. NCBI's taxonomy places the organism in Eukaryota, Metazoa, Arthropoda, Insecta, Diptera, Drosophilidae. Bases 323 to 892 code for a protein of 189 amino acids. The record is from RefSeq and is a predicted model, not a curated record.
ACGCAAAUGGCAAAUUUUCGUUCGUUCGUUAUCUAUUGAGAGCAAAUGUAUAACAGUUAAUGUACAAAUAGCUCAGACUUCAAUGCAAAUAAGUAACUCAAACAAUAAAUACGCGCUUGCGAGAGAGCUCGCAGCUCGAAAAGUUGGCCCAGUGCCCAACACAAUAAACCGCACUCAAAGUGAGUUACAAGCGCAGUGAAAUAAGCGAGACAAAGCUUGGCCAAAAGCAGUGCAAUCGCAGUCGACUAACCGUGCAGAGCUGAACACAGUUAGUUCACUUUACUUAAACGACAAAAAAUAUUUAAAAAUCAACUCACUUGUGAUGCAGCUCAAAGGGCUGCGAUUGCUGUUGCCCUUGUUGCUCUUUGCGACGACAUUGAAAGCCGCCGUCGUGCCGCUGGAUGUGACUCUUGGCUCACCUUUGGAUAUGGAGAAAUUUGGUUAUCUAGAGCUUAAACCGAAUGGCACUCUGCUCAUGAGCAGCGCACCUAAUCAGAAUGGCGGCAGUCAGUUGCAGAAUCUGUUGAUGCUGCGCAGCGUGUUGCAGGCAUUGAAGUUGCAACCAAGUGGCGGACAAGGCAAGCUGAAUAUCAAGAUCUAUGGCGAUGGUGAAGAGCAUAAGUUUCCGCCUAUAAUGGAGAAUGUUUUGCAGCGCAUUCAAACAUUCUUUUCCAUCUAUCGCUACACGGACACAAGUCGUCCGGUGCGCAAGGACGAGCUGACCACAAAAGCGACGCUGGAGACGAGCACGCAAACAACUACGGAGAAACCGUCGCAAGAGAAUGAACAAGAUAAUCUGCAGGAGAAUGACAUUGCAGCCACAGAGCAGCCAUUGAAAGAUGAUGACACUUGGAUUACAGUCGGGGAAGAUGAGCGAAAAAGCAUUGUUUAAAAUUUAUUUAUGACUCUUUAAAGAUGAGUAACAAAUCUAUAAAUUUAUUUAUGUCUCAAAUUAUAUGUAUUUAGAAUAA